Messenger RNA from Pelodiscus sinensis (Chinese soft-shelled turtle), 1746 nucleotides. Lineage: Eukaryota; Metazoa; Chordata; Testudines; Trionychidae. The record is from RefSeq and is a predicted model, not a curated record.
CUUCUCUGGGCUAUAUGUGGCAUUUAGAAGCUCUGACAAUCUGCUCCAAAUGUUUUCCAUAUUUGUUCAGCCUCCUUGAUUCAAAUACCAGGAACAACUCAGGCAGCACAAAGCGAAGCUUCGGGAGCAAAAAAAACAAAACAAAACAAAACAAAACUCAACACGCCCAUCAGCCAGAAAAAAAAAAAGUUAAUCAACAUGAGAAAAGAGGAGAAGAAACCUCAGAACAACACGUCCCUUAAUAACCAGAACCAGGCAGGGAAGGCACCUGAAGGGGAGAAAAGCACCGAUCCAGCCAAGCAGCAGGAGCCAGCAAUGAAGAAGAAAGCCAAGGGGGAUCCCAAAACGGGCAAGGAAGAGGAAUCCCACACUUGUUGUGCCUGCCGUUUCCCGUUGCUGGUUGCUUUGUUGCAGCUGGUAUUAGGCAUCUCUGUAACAGUGCUGGGCUUCAUUAUGGCAGGCAUCAGCUCUUCUUUACUAGUCAGAGACACUCCAUAUUGGGCUGGGAUAAUUGUCUGUGUGGUGGCCUUAGUGGGGAUGGUUAUGCUUUGUGUUUCAUAUCAGCCUGAGGAGAAGACAUGUUGCCAGUUUGCCAUAAAGCUGAUGUACUUUCUCCUGAGCACCCUGGGUCUGAUUGUCUGCAUUCUGGCAGUGGCUUUUGUUGCCCAUCGUUAUUCCCAGAUUACACAGUUUACCUGUGAUACCGUCCUCGAGUCUUGCCAGUGCAAACUGGACACUUCAGAUCCCCUCAGUAGGACCUUCGUUUACCAGGAUGUAUCUGACUGCUCUAAUGUCACUGGUACUUUUAAUCUGUAUCUGCUACUGCAGAUGGUUCUUAAUCUGAUCACAGCUAUUGUGUGUUUGUUGGCAUGCUUUGUGAUGUGGAAACACAGAUACCAGGUCUUUUUCGUGGGUGUUCGGUUACACUCAUUAACUGGUACUGAAAUCCAGCAACAGAAAGUAUAACGGGGGAAGGGUGUUUUUUGGCUUAUUUUGUAGGGAAUGAAUAAGAAAUGUCAGGCUAUUACCACUGUAGACACUGCAAAUAGAUGAGUGCUUAACGAUUUUUGACAAAGAAGAAAACAGUCACACAUUUUAUAUUUAUAUUUUCCAGUCAUUUCUAAGAGCAAAUGCUAUGGCCGCUGUUGCCAAGGGCCCUGGUGGGAAGAGCUAAAUGUAUCACAAAAAUUCUAAAGAUGUGGCUGCACAAAUAUUCCUCAAGGAGCAUCUUUAAUAGGUAUGGACAAAAGCAGUUCUGAUCCUUUAUUGGGAAUCCUCCGCUGAGCUAUAAAUAGUAGCAAACAAUGGACCAGAUCCUUGGUUGGUGUCUCUCUAUCUAUUCCAUUGACCUCUGUGGAGCUACACUGAUUUACAUCAGGUGAGGAUCUGGACUGUUGAAGUGAAAUGAUUCUAGUCAUGCUUAGGGAGUUGUGCUCUUGGAUACUGUACAUUACUGGGAUUUACUGUACAUGUGUGAGCAGUGAGGGCAAGCGACACCUUUCAAAUGCUGGCUAAGACCAGCAAGAAAUGAGAAUCUCCUGCUGGUAACAGUAUCAACUCUAGUCAAGGUUUUCAAGAGGCCCUGAUGAGAUCCCUAAAGGGGCCUACUUUUCCAGGAGUGGUGCUCAGUACACUUUGGCCAUAACUGUACAACAGCAUUAUUUCGGAGUAACUGAAGUUAUUCUGAAACAACAAAGAGCAUGUCUACACAGCAAGCCACUAUUUCAAAAUACUGUCAAGCUGGAG